Molecule: messenger RNA, 1992 nt
Organism: Stylonychia lemnae
Lineage: Eukaryota; Ciliophora; Spirotrichea; Sporadotrichida; Oxytrichidae
Source: the annotation of a GenBank genome assembly
AUGGAGUAAAUGCCUCAAUUGAAGGAUAAUUAACCAUAUAAAGUAUUUUUUAUUCUACUCAAAAUUUUAGAUUUUACCUACAAAAAUUCUAUUUUCAAGGGCAGAAGUCCAUUUUUAUUUGACAAACCUUCCAAAUUAAUUAUCCAAGGCAUAAAUAUUGAAGGAUUAAUUUUAAAGCAUUCAAAUGCUCCAAUAGAAGCUAUCUCAAUUUAUAAUAACUUGAGGUUUCAUGAUAACAAGAUUCAUUAAAAUAAUGCAAUUCAGAUUGAUAAGUCAAUUAGACAAGUUAUAAUUAAAGAUUGCUUCUUCUCAAACGAAUAAUUGGGCUCUGGUGGUGUAUAUUUUGGAUUUUUUAGAACUUAGAGCAUUUGUCUUGAGGAGAUCACUUUUAGAAAUAUUACUUACUCCGAUUACAUUAAGUAAAAAGGUUACUUGAUUAGAUUUGAUUAAUUAGAUAUUAAAAAAGACUCUCCUAAUACAUAUAUUAAAAAUUUGCUUUUGGAAAACUCAGAUUUUAAUUUACUCCUUUUUAAAGGCUACAAUUUCAUAGAUAUCAGAGAUUCUGACCCUAUUGAAGUUGUUCUUUAGAAUAUAACGAUCCAGAAUAACAAAAUUACAAAGAAAAAUGAUUUGAUCUUCUUUGAUUCGUACCAUAAUGAACACAAAGCUUAUCUAAAAAUUAUUGAUUCAAAAUUUAUCAACAAUUCUUUUGAAUCUAAUGGCAACUUAAUAAUAGUUAAGUAGAAUGACCACAACCAAUUUCUAAUCAGAAAUACUGUAUUUUAGAAUAAUACAAGAGCUCAACUUUUGAUUGCUCCUAUUGACGCCUAUGAUUUUUAAAAUCCUUUAGUGGUUAUAAUUGAAGAUUCCACAUUUAAUUAGAAUAAUGUAAUUAUUGAUGCUAUGAUUAGAAUACAGUCUAAUGGUUAAUUGAUUGAAAUCUUUGCAAUGAUGAGAAUAGAUUAGUAAUUUACGAAAAAAAUUCAAACUUUAUUCCCAAAAAUUUAUAAUGGCACUAAUACUAAAAUAGGAAACAUAUUCGAUCUUUAAAAAGGGUCACUGCAGAUAGAUUAGAAUAGUGAAAUUACAGAUCAUCAUAAUUUUAUUGGUCAAUACUAAAUACAAAUGACAUACUCUAAUUUGACAAUUUCAGAAACAGUAAUAAUGAAUUCAGAAUUCUUAUCAGAUUAUCCUGUGUUCAAUAUAGAUGCAAGUGAAACCAACAUUAACUAGUUUGCAUACAUUGAUAACAAAAAUCAAGGGGAUGUUGUUCUGAAUAUUUAUAGAUCUCCUAAGUGCACUUAAGACAAGACAUGCUAGCGAUCGGUUUAAAAUUCAAUCUUUAUUAGUAAUUUUGCUAGUGUUUAAGGAGGAGUAUUGAACUAUAAUAAAUUUAGACCAUAUGAUUUAGAAAGUAAUGUGUAUACUAGCAACUAAGCUCUUUACGGCCCAAUAUUAUCAAGUUAUCCUUUUACUAUUAGAAUUUAAGAAAUCAAAAGAUAGCAGAUAGCAAGUGGUUUGAUUGGAUUGGUUGAGUUAGACACUAAAAGAACAGCAGUAAUAGGUUAAAAAUAAAAAAUGGUUGUUAAUGGGACUGUAAAUUUUACUGGCUUGGUUUUUAUUGCUGAACCAGGCUCUAAAAAUGUUAGGUUUAAAGUCUAUUCACAGGACAUUAAUGAAGAGAAAAUCAAAGAAGUAUUCAAUCUCUCUAUUGAAUUACAAAUAAAUUAAGAAAUAAUCUUUUUUGACUUUAGAAAGUGCUAGCUAGAUGCCUUGUUUGUGAGAAUGGAUUUUAUUCACUUGAAAUGGAAGCUAUCAAAUGUUUGGAGUGUCCACCUAAUGCAGUUUGUCCAGGGGGAACAAAAAUUUUAACUAAUCCUGGCUAUUGGCGAUCUUCGAACAUAGGUGGAGAUUUCAAAUUUAAUGAAAUUAUUGGAGUGCAUGAUUUAUGUAAUGAUGGCUAUGGAGGAAAUUUGUGUGAUAGAUGUAUGA